ACAAAAGCAAAACAAGCGUCCAUUUUCUAUUUAAGUCGCUAAUCAAUCUUACUUGACGUUUUGUUGUUGCAUGUUAGACCAUACGUUAUGUGGAAUUUAAAUCGUUAUUCUAAUUAUAUAUGUAUAGUAACGAUUGUAACAUUGCAUUUGUAACUAAAAAAUAAUAAUAUCUGCAAAAUGCAUCUCUCUUGACAUCGAAUGGAUGAAAUCACACGAUAUUAUUUCAUGAUAUAUUCCUUCUAAUAUGACAAGGUCUGUUACUAAACAUUGGUAACAGAAGCUUACCAUUAUUCAAUUAACAUUUAGUUAGCUGCUGGCUACAUUACAUCGAUGGUGUUUAGUGUUCCCCCAUUUUUGUAAAUUCGUGUUGAAAUGGUUCGAGCCAAUACAUUGAUGGCGGGACAAGAGGGAGUGAAGACUCCACAUCGCAUUGAAUUAUGCGAGGAGCAGCCUGUCAGACCUACGCGCAACUAUAGAAAGCGCAGGAUUAUAGCUGCAACGCAACCGAAGACUGAAAAUGUUUUGAAGACAGAACCGCCAUCAAAGAAGAUUGAACUAAGAUCUAAACCACUGAAGACUAGUAACGGUAUCGAUAAUAUGACUAACGGUCACAUAGUCCGCUCGAGAGCGGCGCGCGCCGCCGCCAGAGCCAACGAGAGUCACAAACUGACCGAAUAUUUCAAAGAAGAACUCAAGAGUCCUAAAAUCGAAAGACCUUCCACUCCGCCUCAUUUGGACAAGACUGUGAAUGUAGAAACCAAAGUUGCAAAUGGUAACACUAACCAUAAGCUGACUGAAUAUUUCCCGGUGAGGCGCAGUGUUAGGAAGACGUCGAAAUGUGUUAUGGCGGAGAAAAUGCGAGAUUUGGAGAGAGCUGUAAGAGAACAAAGAGAAGAUGGACUUCAAGUGGCGUACUUCGAAGAAAAGGGCCGCGGUAUCAUCGCUACUCGUCCAUUUGGACGUGGUCAAUUCGUGGUAGAGUACGCAGGAGAACUGGUUGGUGUGGCGGAAGCGCGUCACCGGGAACGCUUGUACGCUCAAGAUCCAAACGCCGGCUGCUACAUGUAUUACUUCCGACAUGGAGACCAGCAGUAUUGUAUUGAUGCGACAGCCGAGUCCGGGCGGCUGGGUCGCCUGGUGAACCAUUCGCGUAACGGCAACCUGACCACCAAAGCGGUGUGGGUGGACGGGCCGCGGUUAGUGUUGCUCGCCGCGCAUGACAUCGCGCCCGGCGAGGAGCUCACAUACGAUUACGGUGACCGUUCCAAGGAGUCCCUGCAACACCACCCGUGGCUUGCGCUCUGACCUGGGUAUGCAUCCAAAAAUGUCAGUUGGACUAGUAAGCAUUAUUUAUUAAUUUAGAUUAAGUUAUGAAGUUUGUUGUCAAAGUUGUUUUUAAGGACUAAUGUGUAUUGUAUUGUUAAGUAGUGAGACAAGUGGCCUAACUCUAGUUUUGAUAUGAGGACUGCGUGGAUGAUAAUGGAAACACUGCCUUAUGCCGUUCUUAAUGAAAGACAUUAUCAGAAUGUGUAGUGUUUAUUGAGUAAUGGAGUUUGGUGACACUUCUAUAUCAAAGUUGAAUGAACUGUUAUGUGAACCAAGAGGCCUUUUAAGAAGAGCUAUUAAAGCUCCUGUAUCUAUGAAGGGCGGUAUCUGUGUCGUAUACGGUAAUAAAAGUGUAACUUGACAUUUGUGAUAACUUAAAUAGGGCAUUUUAUGACAAGGAAGGAUUUGUAUUUCUUUCAAUUUGUAUCCAACUGAUGUGUUGUAUAAACACUUGAUUUAGGUACUUUGAUAAAUUAGUAGAUCACUGACGACAUGCCGAUACUUGACAACUUUAACACCCGAGAAAACACUGUCAGGGUAUGUUUAUUAUGAAGGGAUGAGUUUUUAAUAUUGUAAAUAGCAUAUUGAACUCUAUCGACAAUGUUGAAGAUAAAUAUUGAUUUGUAUACAUUAUACGAAGAAAUUUG
Molecule: messenger RNA, 1973 nt
Organism: Diatraea saccharalis (sugarcane borer)
Lineage: Eukaryota; Metazoa; Arthropoda; Insecta; Lepidoptera; Crambidae
Source: the annotation of a GenBank genome assembly